CCUUAAGGCGGCCAUGUUGGACACGCCUUAAUCCAGUUCAUUCGGCCUAUGUGAUUUUGGCUUUUCAAGCAGGCCAUGCGCGCCGAAUAUGGCCGAUUUGAAACGAGCGCCUUUGACAGUGGCGUUUUCAAUUUGCGUUAUUCAUAAAAUCAGUUUUAAGUUACAAAUUUAAACGUAUUUCGCAGUGACUCGAAAUGGCCGCAAAGUUGGAAAAGCCAGUUCAAGAGCUUUGCGAAGAAAUUCGAGAAGAUGGCAGCGAUACCAGAACCGAAGAGUCUUUGGGGCAUAUUGAAGAAGAAGAUAUCACGUUCUUCGAUGUUGAUUUGCUUGUAGAGCACGGCAUUGCGUUGGAUGAUAUCAAGCAACUGAAGAAAUCGGGCAUUAACACAGUUAAAGGCAUUCAAAUGUGCACCAGAAAAAAACUGUCGACUCUCAAAGGAUUCAGUGAGGAGAAGGUGAAUAAAAUCAAAGACGCCUGCGGAAAAAUCUGUCCCGUUAGUACAGCCGGUUGUUUCCUGACUGGACUUGAAGUAUGCGAGCAACGCAAGCAGCUUUUCACCCUGACGACUGGCAGCAAAAAUAUCGACAAAAUUAUUGGAGGAGGAGUUGAGUCGAUGUCAAUCACCGAAGUGUUUGGGGAGGCGCGUACUGGAAAAACUCAACUGGCUCACACGCUUUGCGUUACCGCUCAACUACCAACCGAUACUGGGUAUACUGGCGGGAAAGUCAUGUACAUUGAUACUGAACGCACCUUCCGGCCGGACAGGAUUAAACCAAUCGCAGACCGAUUUGAAUUGGAUUCCAACGCUGUAUUGGACAACAUUUUAUACGCCCGCGCGUAUAACUCUGAGCAUCAAUACGAGCUUUUAAACAGUGUAUCCGAUAAGUUCCAUGAAGAGCCCGGUAUGUUCAAACUCCUGAUCAUCGACUCGAUAAUGGCUUUGUUCAGGGUGGACUUCACUGGAUCCGCAGAGAUGACCGAAAGGCAGUCAAAACUAGGGCUUAUGCUGUCGAAACUGCAGAAAAUUAGCGAAGAAUAUAACGUUGCGGUAUUUCUGACUAAUCAAAUAACCACUGAUCUCCAAUACAGUCUAAUCAACGACUUAGACAUCAAGCCAGUAGGUGGUAAUAUUUUGGCGCAUUCUUCUACUACGAGAAUUGCGCUGAGAAAAGCUAAAGGCAAUGUGCGAAUAGCCAGAUUGUUUGAUAGUCCUAAACUAGAAGAGCAAGAAGUGGAAUUUGUCAUUAGAAACGGCGGGGUCUCCGACCCUGAAAAAACUGAGUAGAAUUCGCCAAAUAUGUGUAUUCUUACGUAUUUUAAUCUUUCAAUUCGUAGAGAACCAGGAGGUAAAACACAUGUUCAACAUAAGUAGGCAGUAGUAAAGUAAAAUAAUUUACAAAAACAUUUAUUUGAAUAUUUAACAAUAAAAAGAGUACAAUAUA
Messenger RNA from Dendroctonus ponderosae (mountain pine beetle), 1443 nucleotides. RefSeq names its product meiotic recombination protein DMC1/LIM15 homolog. Gene Ontology annotation, molecular function: DNA strand exchange activity; single-stranded DNA binding; double-stranded DNA binding. The transcript has 7 exons. Bases 195 to 1286 code for a protein of 363 amino acids. Gene Ontology annotation, biological process: DNA strand invasion; chromosome organization involved in meiotic cell cycle; DNA repair. NCBI's taxonomy places the organism in Eukaryota, Metazoa, Arthropoda, Insecta, Coleoptera, Curculionidae. The record is from RefSeq and is a predicted model, not a curated record. Gene Ontology annotation, cellular component: condensed nuclear chromosome; nucleus.